Molecule: messenger RNA, 1497 nt
Organism: Onthophagus taurus
Lineage: Eukaryota; Metazoa; Arthropoda; Insecta; Coleoptera; Scarabaeidae
Source: RefSeq, a predicted model, not a curated record
UAGAGGCCAGAAACGACACAUUUUAUAUCUAUUAACCAAGCACGCCUGUUAUAAAACAUGUCGGAUAAACUAGACAUUAUAAUAUUCGGGGUUACCGGUUAUACAGGACUUAGAACAAUACCCUAUCUUACAAAUGUAAUACAUCAGUACAAUUUGUCUCUGUCAUGGGGUGUCGCUGGAAGAUCAGAGGUGAAAAUUAAAAAAAUGUUGAAAGAGUUUGGUCAGAGCAAAGGUGUUAAUUAUGAUAAUGUUCCAAUCAUAAUUGCGGAUAUAAACGAUGAGAAUUCAUUAAAGAACAUGACUUCUCAAGCAAGAAUUGUUCUAAAUGCAACUGGACCUUACUACCUUUAUGGAGAACAGGUAGUUAAGGCUUGUUUAGCAAGCGGUACUCACCACGUAGAUCUUAGUGGAGAGUCGUUAUACACUGAAAAAAUGCAGUUAUUGUAUCAUGAAGAGGCGAAAUCUAAAGGAAUUUAUAUUAUAAGUGCCUGUGGAUUAGAUAGUAUUCCGGUAGAUAUGGGAAUUGUGUUUCUAAAAAAUAAUUUUCAAGGUACAUUAAAUUCAGUAGAAACCUACACUUAUUUAGAAACAGAAAGUAGCACUAAAGAACCUCUAUUAAAUGUAGGCACUUACAAUUCUGUAAUAUACGCGUUGGCAAAUUUCUUUCAAACCGAAAGUCAACGUAAAAAACUGUUUCAUACAGAACUUCCAACUACAGAACCGAAAAUUUGCACAAAACUUAUCCAUAAAAGUGAUUUAAUUAAUAAAUGGUGUACACUACAACCAGACCCUGAUGCCGCCGUCGCAAGAAGAUCGCAACAUUUCUUUUAUGAUUUAUACAAUGAACGACCCAUCCAAGUUAAUUGUUAUUUAGGUCUAAAUUCAUUUUGGUAUUUGCUAAAAGCCAUGUUUCUUGGAUUUUGGAUUAUUAUAUUCAGUCAAUUUAAUCGUACACGAAAUUUAUUAUUCAAAUAUCCAAGUUCAUUUAGUAAUGGUUUGUUUACUCACGAGGGGCCAAGUGAAGAAAGACAAGAAGGUACAGUGGUGAAUGUAAAACUACGUGGAAAAGGAUGGUGGGGAAUGUCACAAAACACAGUUGCCCUGAUUGAUUCUGCACCAAAUAAAGAAAUAAUUGCUAAAGUAUCUGGAAGAAAUCCAGGUUAUGGACUAUCUUGUGCUACUUUUGCUAUUUCUGCAAUAACGAUUCUUACUGAAUCAGACAAAAUGCCCUCAACGGGAGGUGUUUAUCCACCAGGUGUAGCGUUUGCCCAAACAACUAUGAUUGAGAAAUUACAUCUAAAUGGAGUUAAAUUUGAAUUGAUUUCUAAAAAUUAAUUGUACCAGAUUUUCCUUAGGAUUAAGAUUUAAGAUGGAGUGUUUAUUAUUAAGAUUCUAAAGGUUAAAUUCUCUAGAUUGGUUGUAAAUUAGGGUAUAUUAGUAUUUUUUAUAUCAUGUACUUCAUAAAUAAUCUAAAAAUAAAUAAAUAUUAAAAUUUAA